Molecule: messenger RNA, 1005 nt
Organism: Annulohypoxylon maeteangense
Lineage: Eukaryota; Fungi; Ascomycota; Sordariomycetes; Xylariales; Hypoxylaceae
Product: GrpE-domain-containing protein
Exons: 2
Coding region: 129-890 (253 amino acids)
Biological process (GO): protein folding; protein import into mitochondrial matrix
Cellular component (GO): PAM complex, Tim23 associated import motor
Molecular function (GO): protein homodimerization activity; adenyl-nucleotide exchange factor activity; protein-folding chaperone binding
Source: RefSeq, a predicted model, not a curated record
AAAUUAUUUGUAUCGCCUCCAUCUUGUACAUAGUACGAGGCUUUAAACACUGUUCACAAACAGAAUCACACGACUUUCCAACUUCUCCUCUUGACCUCUUAACAGUCACACACCUCCAAUCCGACAUCAUGUUAAAACAAGUUAUUUCUAGGUCGUCCCGAGCUAUAUCGUCCAGCUCAAGAACAAUUGUGCGACAACCUCUAUUACGGACACAAUUUUCUCCGGCACCUUCAACCUCCCUACAAUCCGCAUUCAUCCCAAGUCUAAGAUGGUAUAGUGACCAGACAGAGACGACAGCUAAGAAGGAUGGCGAGGAACCUGCUGCUCAAACAGAGGCCAAAGAGACCAAGAAGGCUGAAAAGGAUGAAAGCUCCAAUGCGCCGUCGGACGUUGAAGCCGAGCUCAGGAAGAAGCUAGAAGCUAAAGAGAAGGAAGCCAUUGACUGGAAGGACAAGUUCCUUCGGUCAGUAGCGGACUUUCGCAACCUUCAAGAUCGAACACAGAGGGAGAUGAAGUCAGCACGCGACUUCGCCAUCCAGAAAUUCGCCAAAGACCUAGUAGAUAGUGUCGACAAUCUUGAUCGGGCUUUGAUAAUGGGCCAAGAGAAGAUCAAGUCAGCUGACGAAGAGAACAAGAACGAGGAUCUAAUGAACUUCUAUGAAGGUGUCAAGAUGACCGAAACCAACAUGCUACAGACCUUACAGAAGCAUGGCUUGGAGAGGUUCAGCCCCGAGGGAGAGAAGUUUAAUCCUAAUGAGCAUGAGGCGACCUUCAUGACUCCGAUGCCCGGCAAGGAAGACAACACGGUCUUUCAUGUCCAACAGAAGGGAUUCAAGUUGAACGGAAGGGUACUUCGAGCGGCCAAGGUUGGCGUAGUAAAGAGCCAAUAAACGGCCUGACGACUUGAAUGAUCAUGAUCACGAUCUAUCGCCCACUAUCACCAUCACCACCACCACCACCAUCAUCAUCACUGUAUAAUAUUACCAAAAAGACCUUGUACACCAC